Messenger RNA from Photinus pyralis (common eastern firefly), 5788 nucleotides. RefSeq lists its product as uncharacterized. The transcript has 12 exons. The record is from RefSeq and is a predicted model, not a curated record. Lineage: Eukaryota; Metazoa; Arthropoda; Insecta; Coleoptera; Lampyridae. The coding region runs from base 244 to 4866 and encodes 1540 amino acids.
AUGCAAAUUGGUUAUCCUUGGUAAAUGGUAGUGGUUGGUUUCUAACAAACAGAAUUUUUUUUACAUUAGAAACGUUGGUGCUGCUUGCUCUUUACCUGUUUUUAGAAGUAAGAUACUUUUACCACAAAGCAGAUUAAUGCAUAGAAUUUUAAUCACUAGAAUUAUAGUAUGCUGAGCUAGCGAUAAUUACCAAGUGAGUUUAUUUAACAUGAUGUUCACAUAUGAACUCGUUUGAAGUGAAUAAUGAACAGUUCAACAGUGCCGCCACCUAAAGUUUCUCGAAGGAAAAGAAAAACCGCUCUAGACGAAGAUGAAAAUGUUCCUAAUGACAGUGGCGCUAGGAAAAUUAGUACGAGAAGUCAAUCAAAAAGUGACACCGAAAAUAAAGAUACAGAUGAUCCGUCAACAACACCAAAUAGUACCUCUUCUUCAAUAAGGGGAAGAAAAAAUAAAAAACAACAGCAGGCACCUGUUGCUAACGAACCUCAUUUAAAUACAGGUCAAAAUGCUCCAACAUCCGAUCUUCAAUCUAGUAUACCUUGCCGAAGUCCAAUCAGGGGCAGAAAACGUAACCAAUGUACUGCAAUAAAUGACAUCAAUGUUUCAGAAUCAGAACAUAAAAAACCUGUUCCCGGUUCCCCAUGCAGUGUUACUUCCUCUAAAAGCGGUAGAAGAAACCAAAUCGACUCGAGUCCAUCUGAAAAUAGACGUUCUGCCUCAGAAUCUUCCUGCAGUUCUGUAUCUUCUAGAAGAGGGAGGAGAACUAGAAAACAACAGGAACCCUGUACUGCUGUUUCAGACCACGAUUUAAGAGCAUUGGAAAAUAGAAACUACGUAUCUGAAUCAUCAUGUGGCACUAAAUUAUCGAAAAGGGGGAUUAGGAAAAAAGAAAAACCACUUAAAACUUACGCAGUCCUACCGGAAAAUGAAACGUAUGCUUCGGGGUCCUGUUGCGUUGAGAAACCUCGAAAAGGAAGACCGAAAAGAGGAACUUAUGGUAAGCCAGCAAGUGAAAACAAAUUACCAUAUAUUGAUACCAAUGUGGUACCUACAGUUAGAAUUACACCAAUUGACAUUCUACUAUGUUCUGGAGAUAGUAGGAAUGAUAAACCAAAGGAAGGUUCAAGAAGGGAACAACCUUUUGGAGAUGGUGGAAUUCACAAAGCAAAUGAAGUUUCAAGUACAAAACUAGCUUUUGAGUGCGAUACAAAUCGUAAAGAAACGGGAAUUUCAAGUAUAAAACCAUGUUUUCAAGUUGAUACAAAUCAUACUGAAAAGAAAGUUUCAAGUACGAAACUAUCUGUUGAAGAUGAUACGAUUCAUACAGCAAAUGAAGUUACAUAUACGCAACAACCUUGUGAGGACACUACGAAUCUGAGACCAAAUGAACUUCCAUGUAUUGAUGAUAUUAUACCUGAGAAAUUAGUAGAUGAUACAGAUACAAACAAGAGGCCACAACCAUCUAAGUUAGUAACAUACCAAAGUACAGUGAAGAAACGAAAAUUCAGAGGGCUACUUUCUGAUACCGUCAUACAGAAUUUAAAAAGGAAAAAAGUAAGAAGCAUGCCUGGUGCAUCUGUUAUUCCAAGAAAUAAGGCACUCAAUUCGACAAAGCAAGUGGAGAAGUUACCCAUGUUAUCAUCAACACAUGAUAGUUUCCAACAUUCGCAUUUAGACGAUAGAUCACCUAUGUAUAUUAAUAAGGGCUUGACGACUGAAGAACAUAGAAAUGUGACCGUAAAACCUUUCAAUAUUAAGAUAAAUAUUGAUAAUUGUAAACAAGAAAGAAUUGUUGAAUUUGCUAAACCAAUAGCUACAUCGCCGUUAGUCGAGAAUGGUUAUGCACAAAAUGCAACUCCCCAGUAUCUCAGCGAUUCAAGCAGUUUUACAAAUACACCAAUGCCUUAUGCAGAUUAUUAUUGUGUAUCUAACGACUGGUUUUAUAAUGUUAACAAAGAACACUUGUCUAAGAUUUCAUCAGAUAAUGUCCUCUUUGAUAAUGCAAGAUUAAUUUCGGCAGCAGACUGUGAUUCUGUGGAGAAUUCGACACUUAAUGAUACAAUGUCAUCGCGUUCUUCGGUAGAUUCUUCAUAUCAAAAAUCUGAGUUUCAAUUUCUGAAACCGUGCAAGCGACCGCCUAAUAGGACUAGAACCAGUAAAUCAACAAGAUCUAAUACACCCGAACCCUCAGUACCUUCUUUGGGCGGUAAUACUCCUCCUCUUCCUCCUCCCCCUCUUCCUCCUCCCCCUCUUCCAGCUCCUCCUCCCGCAAAGGAUGAUGACGCUAUAUCAAUUUAUAGUGAAAUGUCAAUUCAUUCACGAGAUUUUAGAAGCAAUAUUCAACCACCAAGAAAAAACAAAGAACCAGAGAGUAUAUCUGCUGCGUGCUCAAUCCCAAAACAAGUUAUAAACGAACGAAGAAUUGUUGACUUACAGUCGGACGGAAUUGUACAGCAUACACCUGAGGCUACAUCUUACAAGAAUGUAGCGCAGUGGGUGGAAAGUGCAAAUAUGUAUAAUAAUCAAAACAAGCCCGCAAAUUAUGUGCCGCCAGUGUUUAGAGGUUUAUGUUACCAGUCAUACUUACGCGAACGUUGUGCUAGGAAGACAUGUCAUUUUAUUCAUGACUUUCCCGAAAUAAACUUAGAGAGACUUAAUCUAUCACAACUUUGUGAUGCAUUCGAAUAUGCUAAAAGUAGAUAUAGAUUAUUCCUGGCUUACUUCCACAAUUUCGUAUGGGGAUUUGCAAGACACAAUUGCGCUAUGGAGUUAGUGACUAUGGUUGGUGCUGCAGUGAUUCCUCAAAAUGCAAGACAGUUAUCAAGUGUGCAGGAAGUUAUUCACGGAUUACAACAAAUUGGAUACACAUUUGAAAGUGCAAUAAACCACGUAUUAAUGUUUUACAAAAGCACAAAUUUUGAUCUAUUAAAUAUUUUACUAAUUAUCGUUUUCAAAAAAGAAAACAGUCUGUGUGAUAAUUGGUCAUUAGUGCAGAAGUUAUGCGAGUAUCGCAGUUACGACCCUAUUGACCCUGAAUUAGUGAAUCGAGCACUGCAGUUUUGUUACCAAGUGUAUAGCGUUGAACUGUCCAUUAAAAUAGUGCAAGACAUAUUUAAGCGCAAUUUGGUGAAUCCGAAAUCUAUCGAAGAACAUCAUUAUGGUAGAAUUAUUUCAAUAUUGCAAAGGCAUAAUGCCGAAGAGACCAAUGUCCUUAUACACAUAGCCAAAGUCAAUAACAUAACAAUAGAGUUGCAAAAUAAUGAUGAGUGUUUUCUACCAAAUUAUAAUACCAUCUCUCCUAGAACUGUCGGCGAUUUAGAUAAUUCCACAAUCAAUUUUCCUCAACCCCAAACUGUUUAUGAUACAAAUUCAAAUUGUAACAAUGUUAAUUUCAAUCAUACAUCGCCAACUAUAACACAAGUUAACAGUAAUAACGUCAGUUUACCCCCAAAUAGCUUUCUUGUACAAAGCGAACAUGUUUAUCAAACACACAGCAGUAUUAAUGGAGAUCAGAAUACUUAUUCGUCAAACUCUGAAAGUGAUCUGACAGAAGUGGUUAAAGAAAGGAUAAAUCCGCAAAAUACGCGUCGCAUUACUCCUAACCAAGACAGUAAUAUGGUGGGAACUCAAUUACACGAGUUGGAAUUAAAUAGAUUGAAUAGCAUUAUAUCUGCCAAUGACCACAAAGCGUUCAUUGAAAUGUACGGCCGGUAUAAAGAUGCACCAAACAGUAACGCUUUCGUUUUAAAUGUUAUUGGUUUGUUUAAAAGAACGAAGUCCAUAUUAGUUGUUUUUAGUUUAAUGGAAAGAGUACUUGAAGGAUUAGAGAGGUUAAAUUCAGACUUUCCUUAUCUUUUAAAUGCUGAAGCGACUUUAUAUUCACUGGUAAUAAAUACAGUUGGGGCGCUGAAACAUUUGAAAGGAUUUACAGAGGCAGCGGCACUAUUGUAUAAAUUUGUGGACUGUUUGGAAAAUCUUACACAAGUACAAUGGUUCGGAAGUGUCCAUUCUCCCCACUCUUAUUCGAUAAUUGGGAAAUACCUGUAUUUUUGCAAAAUUUUUAUUAGAGGAAAGUUUUAUAACCCAGCCUUACAAAUGUUCAAGUGUCCAGAGCUAAAGCUACUUCAAUCAUCCAGUAAGUGGGAUUUGCCAUAUACAAACAAUUUUGAUGAAGGAUUUCGCGACGUGAUUUUACAGGAAUUUUUAUCAGCUACACUUCAAAAUGAUAUCGAUGUUGCGAAAGAUCUCAUAUUGUAUAUAAUGCAGAGUGGAGACAAUAUCAUCACAGAAAUUGAUAUUUCGAAGUAUUUUGAUAAAUUAAUACUCUCCAUGCUGAACAAUCAGAAAGUGAGUUCUCUAAUCGAAAUAUUACCAAAUAUUUUACAGGGAUGGUAUAAACACUUAAAGCAUUCGCACAUGAGAGCCCUGUUGAUUAUUCUUGUAGAGAAAUGCAUUCCAGAAAAAGACUUGCUUGCCCUUUAUAAGAAGUGUUGCCUGCAAGGAAUUUAUCCAAACUUGAAGGGCAAUGAAACCAGAAUUAUCUUAAAAACGGAUCUGAAAACUGCAGAAAUCUUUAUCAUUAUACGGUACUUCCUUUACAAGUUGCAAAAAAAUAAUUUCCAAACACAAGAAGUUCGAUUCACUGUCAGAAUGUCGGAUCAACUCAACAAACAGCCAAAUAUAUUAAUAAACUCUCAAUGUGGAUUGUCGGAAACAGUAAAAAGGACUUUGAUAGUGUUAUCAAAAUGUUUCCCUUCUGUACUUAUCGCGCAGUGUUGCGGAAAUGAUAUUACAGUUGAAGCGGAUAAUGUAAAAUUAUGUGUGGAAUCUUUUCGGAAAUUCUCUUCAAGAUGCGCAGAGAAAUAAAUGCCCAGGGAGAACGUCAUUCUGGACACGUCAAAGUUCAGUAGACAGGUUAUGUAAAUAAUAGUAUUAAUGGUAUCAUGUAUGGGUAAGCAUUUUUAUUUUCUUUGCUGAACGGUUUUGUUAACUGGAAAUGUAUAUAAAUAUAUAGAUUUAACAUAAUAUCUACUAUUUUUGAUACCUGGUCAAAUGUCAAAGGUACACCUUGUUUACAGAUUUUCAUUGCACAGUUUAAAAAAAAAAGUUUUUAGAUCAGAUUAGAUCGCGUUAAUUUUGGUAGGUGAACGACAACGGUCUCAGAAGAAAGAGUGGUUUUUUCAAUUUUUUACUCACCAUAUCAAUAAAGAAGCAAAUACCUUUUUUUAAUUGUAUUUGUUUAGAGUUAUCUACUGAUUUAAUCAUCAUUUUUUUUGCGUAUGAAGUGGUAUAUUUGUGAUGAGAACAUAAAGUAUCAUCUGAAUUGACAACUAGGUGUUUCCUAUUUUCUUAGCUAAAGUAAACAAGGUGUACCUAACUAUUUAUGUAUAGUAAAUAUAACUUGUCAAAUAUUUUGACAUAAAAAUCAGAUCUGAGCUGUCUAGGAUUCAGUAUUAAGCAUGAGACAUUAAUUAAUAAUCAAGUGCCAUUGAGGACAGUUUUUUUAAUAGCUAACAUGUGAUUCUUUUGUAGAAAAAAUAUUCAUCUUGUACAAAUUGUAAUAGAUAGGACUUUCCACCUUGGUAAGCUUCAAUGUACAAGUCAUAGUGUUACCAAAUUUUUAAUAAAAAAUUGCAAAUUUAUUCAUGGAAAUUGUUUGACUGCACUGAUUGUGAAUGUAGACUGCGCCCCAAUUUUGUCAAUAGAUCUAAAUAUCUGAUUACGUUAGAAAAUUCGAAUAGUACCAGUUGUUAUUCUCUAUUUUUUAAAUAAAGUUGUUUUGUAUUAA